AUGCCUGACCGCAAUCCCGAGGAUGUUGAAAUCGAGGGUCGCCUCGUCGGCAAUGGCCUGUGGGUUACAGAGAACAUAAGGAUCUCCGCUAUGGAAGCCGCGACCACGAGGCGGCUUUAUGGUUAUCUCUGUUCUCGCAGUGGCCUUCAAAUGAUCGAUGGCGGGGUUUUCAAGACCCUCUAUCGACGACGCGACUCCCAGUUCGAGCCAAUUUUUGUUCUUCAAGAGACGGCAGCAGGCACGAGACAUGGCGACAAGCACACAAGCUUCCAUGUUGCGACGCGAGAUAAGGACCAAGAGAUUGUGCGCUGGUUUCACAGAAAUGUGCUGAAGGGCGAGGCAACAAAGCUGAGGGUUAAGGUGCACAUUGGCUGGGAAGACCAGGUCGACCUGCUGCUGCCUCGUUCGCCUGAUAUGGAUCCUCAAGAAGCGUGGAAAGACUACUACAACAGACUGUGGAGGGCUGGUCGCGGCAAGGGCGACUUAGGACGUGACAGGUUUGGCCGGCAGGUGGCCAAGUGGACGGAUGAUGGGCAAAACUACUACCUCGACAAUUUGGUGUCUGCUGAGACUACUGUGCAGAGGAUCCCGCGCCCAGAGGCAGUUGCGUUCAUGCCAGGAUGUGAGGCAUGCGAUUUUCUGGAGCUGCAACUGGUCGGGAUGCUACCAGAGCUGCCGCUAUUGGACGUGCGCCCGGUGCUCCCACUGGCCAGGGUACUACUGUCAACCUCGCCUUCCGCCCUACCCAACAUCAAGCAUAAAGAGGAAAUCUGGAUCUCCUGCCGGUUGGGUGCUUAG
Messenger RNA from Cladophialophora carrionii CBS 160.54, 798 nucleotides. RefSeq lists its product as uncharacterized. The record is from RefSeq and is a predicted model, not a curated record. NCBI's taxonomy places the organism in Eukaryota, Fungi, Ascomycota, Eurotiomycetes, Chaetothyriales, Herpotrichiellaceae. The coding region runs from base 1 to 798 and encodes 265 amino acids. The transcript has a single exon.